AUGAGACGACCUAUCACGCCAGAGCAAGUCAAGGAGCUUGCUUCCAUAUUGGACUCGUCUACACGAUUGUACACUUCCGCCGAUGGCGAGGGAUACGACAAGUUGAUUGCGAGGUGGGCUGACAACGCAGUCAAACAAGCUGGCGUCGUCGCUGUCCCGGUGACCUACGAAGAAGUAGCCAAGCUGGUCAAGUUCGCCUCGGACAACAACAUCGAUCUCGCCGUGCGAGGCGGCGGCCACUCCACCGGCGGAACCUCCUCGACAGAAGGCGGCCUCUGCAUCGACCUCUCGAGCAUGCGCGACGUCAAGAUCGACACGGCCUCGAAGCACAUCAUCGCCCAGGGCGGCGCCAUGUGGGUGGACGUGGACAACGCGGCCAUCGAAAAGGGCCUCGCGACGGUCGGCGGGACGGUGAACCACACGGGCAUCGGCGGGCUGUCCCUCGGCGGCGGCUUCGGGUGGCUGGCCGGCAUGUACGGCUGCGUGUGCGACAACAUUGUCGCUGCCAAGGUUGUCGUUGCGGACGGACGCCUGCUGUCUGUCUCGGAGAAAGAGAAUGCGGACUUGUUCUGGGCGAUUCGCGGCGCGGGACAUAACUUUGGGGUUGUGGUUGAGUUUACCUUCCAGGGGCAUGAUCAGCUGAACGAGGUGUAUGCGGGGGGCAUCGUCUUCCCGUCGGACAAGUUGAGUCAGAUUGUCGAGGCGCUCAACAGGAUGAUGGGAUCUGGGGAUCCAAAGGGGGCUGCUGUGCUGGUGUUUGCGAGGCCGCCUACGGCGCCUGCUCCGGUGAUUGUUACGAAUGUGUUUUAUAACGGGGACCAGGAGGCGGCGGAGAAGUAUCUCAAGCCGUUGUUGGACUUGGGGCCGAUUGCGAACAUGGCCAAGAUGAUGCCGUAUAACAUGGUUAACGGGUUGUUGAAUGCCAUGGCGACGCAUGGCCGGAGGAAGUCGAUCAAGGCGGUCACUCUGACGAACGUCGUCGAGCCGGCGUUUGUUCAGGAGCUUUUCGACGACUAUGUCAAGGUCACGGGUGAGAAUCCCGACUUGGCGCAUACGUUUAUGGGGAUGGAGUUUUACGACCUGGGCAAGAUUAAUAGCAUCCCCAUCGAGUCCAUGGCCUUUGCCAAUCGGGGUGACUAUAGGGCAGGAGUCGUUGGCUUGGAGUGGACGAAUGACAAGAUGGAUCAGGAGAAUAGGGAUUGGGGACGGAUGAUCCAGGCCAAGUGUCGACAGAAGAUUAUCGACAGCGAGGAGUAUUCGCCCCAGACGACCAAGACUGCGUUGGAGUAUGCCAACUAUCUUGAACCUGGCGACUUCAUGGGAGACAAGCCGUUUGGUGUGAAUCAGCGACGCUUGGCCGUCUUAAAGGCAAAGUAUGAUCCGGACUGUCUGUUUUACAAGACGAGUCCGAUUGCGCCGUUGGUGACUGCGAGGAACUGA
Molecule: messenger RNA, 1440 nt
Organism: Trichoderma reesei QM6a
Lineage: Eukaryota; Fungi; Ascomycota; Sordariomycetes; Hypocreales; Hypocreaceae
Exons: 3
Coding region: 1-1440 (479 amino acids)
Molecular function (GO): FAD binding
Source: RefSeq, a predicted model, not a curated record